AAAUACACCUGUUCAGGAGCUGCUCUGAUAUUCACGAGCAAUCACUUCUAGAAAGCAAAUUGAGUUCUUGACUUAUUUCUGUUUGUUUUGUGUGCAGUGAGCCAUGCUGUAUAUCGAGUUGAUCCGCCUGUGGGAUGAGGCCGUAAAGGCAAUAGACAUUCGGGACUGGCAGGGAGCUCUCAGUAAACUCAACCAGAUCACGGAUCAUAACUGUCGCACUAUGUUUGUGGUUGCGUCCACUCACAUCGCCCUGGGUCAAGUGGAUUUGGCCAUUAAGGCUCUCGACCGAGUAAUCGCCAAGGACUCAUGCCUUGCUGUGGGAUUUUUUCAGCGGUCUGCCGUUCAUAUGAUGGCAAACAGGCUUGAGGAGGCAUUGUCUGAUUGUAUUUGGGCUCAGAAAUACAUGAGGGAAAACCCUGUCAUUGACUACAAGCAGCUGGGUCUUCGCUAUAAACUCUACAGCUGGCAGGUGCUUUAUAAUGCAGCAGCCGUUCACUCUAGACUGCAACAAUGGGACAAAGCCAGGGACAUUUUGCUGGCGGCCUCACAGGAGAGAGGAGCAGGCCGGAGCAACCUGAUAGACACGGCCCUAGAGGCUAUUUCUAGGAAGGAUGUUUUGGAGCCUCUUCUGCUUCCUGAGGGUGAAGUGUUUCGUCCUAGGAAACUUGAGGUGGACCAGCUAAAACCGAGGGACUUCUUGGGUGAAGCAAAGGUGAUUCAAAUCUUCACGCUGUAUUGCAGUUUUAAUGCCUGUUCAAGUGCGGAAUUUGAAUACUGGAUAAAUAUAAAUGUUCAAAACCAAUUAUUACAGACAAUAUACGAUAAGAAAGGGAAUGCACCAAGUAAAGGGGUCUCAAUGUUUUGCCCUUCAGCUCUCUGCACUUUUGUCUUUUCCAAUUACCUAAAGAUAUAAGUUAUUAUAUAUUAUCUUCCUCUUUAUUUUGUUUUCUUUUUCGUCAAAUAAGUUUUUUUAUUUGGUCGUUGAAUAAACUUACAAUAUUCACAGAUUCCAGGAUUAGUUUUCUGAAAUAACGUACAUUUACAAAAA
Molecule: messenger RNA, 1048 nt
Organism: Danio rerio (zebrafish)
Lineage: Eukaryota; Metazoa; Chordata; Actinopteri; Cypriniformes; Danionidae
Gene: noxa1
Product: NADPH oxidase activator 1
Cellular component (GO): cytoplasm
Source: RefSeq, marked provisional